This is a messenger RNA of Sipha flava (yellow sugarcane aphid), 1975 nucleotides long. RefSeq names its product cytochrome P450 315a1, mitochondrial (gene sad). NCBI's taxonomy places the organism in Eukaryota, Metazoa, Arthropoda, Insecta, Hemiptera, Aphididae. The transcript is spliced from 8 exons. Bases 221 to 1558 code for a protein of 445 amino acids. The record is from RefSeq and is a predicted model, not a curated record. Gene Ontology annotation, molecular function: oxidoreductase activity, acting on paired donors, with incorporation or reduction of molecular oxygen; iron ion binding; monooxygenase activity. Gene Ontology annotation, biological process: C21-steroid hormone biosynthetic process; cortisol metabolic process; glucocorticoid biosynthetic process. Gene Ontology annotation, cellular component: mitochondrial inner membrane.
CAACCAACUGUUGCUGUUAUAAAUCUUUAAAGAUAUCUCUACAACAAAUAGAUAAACAAAUAGCAACUGCACCUCAACUGUUAAUACUUUUGAGUUCAGUUACCAAUUACAAUAUACGUUUUACAUUAACCGUAUCGGACACCCCAAGUUAUGUUUUUAUUAAUUUCAUGUUGACUGUAUUUUCUUCAAAAAUACGAGAUCUUCAUUAAGUCUCUAUACCAUGUUCAAUCGACAUUGCAUUUUGUUUUUAAGAAACAAUACUAAAAAUAAAUUCAUGUCUUCAAUUAUUAAAGACUAUACAAAUGAAUCAAAAAAAGAUAUACCCAUUGUCAAGGGCCUACCAGUAGUUGGUACAAUAUUUUCAAUCUUAUUGGCUGGUGGUGGUCGUAAAUUACAUGAAUAUAUUGAUAAGCGACAUCAACAAUACGGUUCAGUAUUCAGAGAAAAACUCGGUCCUCUUGAUGCUGUAUGGAUUAGUGAUCCUUUGGAUAUGAAAUUAUUAUUUGCACAAGAAGGAAAAUAUCCUCAACAUAUGUUACCAGAAGCAUGGUUACUUUAUAAUGAUACAUAUGGCCAACAACGAGGGCUCUAUUUCAUGGAUGGAAAAGAAUGGUGGAAAUAUAGACAAAUAUUGAACAAAAUUAUGUUAAAAGAUUUUAAUAUAAAUUUGAUCAAAUCUUAUAAUACUGUCACUAAUGACUUAUUUACUGAAUGGGAAAACUAUAAUGGACAAGUGAUUCCUAAUCUUAUAGCAGAUUUAUAUAAGCUAUCAAUUUCAUUUAUGGUAGCCCAUUUAGUCGGGAGAGCUUAUGAUGAGUGUAAAAUGCAUGUAUCAAAUGACGUUAACUGUUUAGCUCAAAGCAUUCAAAAAGUAUUUCAAUGUACUGUUAAAUUUACUGUGAUCCCAGCUAAAACUGCAAAAUUAUUAAAGUUGAAUAUUUGGAAUGAUUUUGUGUGUGCAGUUGACAGUUCUAUUGAUAGUGCCAGUAAUUUGGUAUCAAAGUUAUUAAGUUAUAGUGGUGGUGAUGGCUUAUUAAAUUCUAUAUCAAAUACUCAUGACAUACCGAUUGACAUGAUUAAGAGGCUAAUAGUUGACUUCAUAAUUGCAGCUGGUGACACUACUGCUUAUUCGACCCAAUGGGCUUUGUAUACUCUUGGAUUGGAGAAAAGUACACAAAAUAAUUUAAGAAAAUGUUUGUUGGAUACUGAUUUCUUAGAGUGUGAUUUGUUAAAUAAUAUUUUGAAGGAAGUGUUGAGAAUGUAUCCUUUAGCACCUUUUAUUGUAAGAAUAUCUCCAAAUGAUGUAUAUUUAAAAAAUCAUAUAAUACCUGCGAAUAAUUUAAUUAUAAUGUCAAUGUUCACAAGCUGUCGAAAUAGAAAAUAUUUUCAAUGUCCAAAUGAAUUUAAACCAGAUCGUUGGAAUCGUCAGCUAAAUAAUAAAUAUUAUGGUGUUAUUGAACCCUUUGCCACUCUCCCUUAUGGAUUUGGUACACGAUCAUGUAUUGGACAAAAAAUGGCAAAUACACAGAUGUGUUUCACCAUAGCAGAGGAGACGUAAACCUAUUACCUAGAUGGAGUGUGCUAACGUUUUUGGGAGUGAGGAGACAUUACCAAUAUCCAAUCAACAGAUGAGAAAUCGUCCGGGUCGGUGUUUACUAUUUCGUUUUGUUUAAUUAUUUGAUUGCCAUUUACAAUUUUAAUUGGAGUUAUCGGUUUGUUGUUGUAUAGCUUCUUUUGUGGCGGCGAGCGUAGUGACGUGUUAUUUUUGUUAGACAUUUUUUUGCAAUGGUAAUUAAAAAUACGAUUUUUCUUAUCUUGGGGAUGCACAGACCCUCGUAGUGGGUGAGACCUGAAACACUGGUAGUUCGUCUUUUUUUCCCUUUUCAACGGUAUUAAUUUUGUUAAAAAUCGACAAAAUCGUAUAAGUGAAACAUAAAAAAAAAUCGCGGACGUUUAAUAAACAUAUGUGAUUGAU